AUGUCGGACGAUGAACAACUUUUUGAAGAUUUAUAUGGAGAUGACGAAGUAGUUGAAAAGAAAGAAGAAGAAACCGUAAAAGAACAAGAAGAACAAAAAGAAGAGGAACCAAAAGUAGAAGUUCAACAAGAAGAACCUAAAGAGAAAGUAGAGACCAAACAAGAAGAAUCUAUUGAACAACAAUCUGUCCAACAAGAAGAUUCUACAGCUCCUCCUCCACCCCCACCACCUCAAGCUGCUGAUGCAAAUAAUCAACAAUAUGGUGUCCCACCACCUCAAAUGCCAUUUGAUCCUUCACAAUAUCAACAAAUGAUGGCUUCUGCUCAACAAGGAGGUUCUUUUCCUCCGCCUCCACCGCCUGCUGCUGCUGUUGUUGCCGCUGCUCCACCUCCACCUCCAGCAUCGUCGGCACCAGCUGCAUCAUCUGCAAAAACUUUCUUGGGAGGACUUGAUUGGCAAACAACCGAAGAAAAACUUGUUGAACAUUUCUCAAAGUAUGGUGAAAUUGUUGAUUAUACAAUUAUGAAAGAUAAUGCCACUGGUAGAUCACGUGGAUUUGGGUUUUUGACAUUCAAGGACCCAGCAUCGGUUGAUGCUCUUCUUAAAGAUAGACAUAUAUUGGACGGUAAAUUGAUCGAUCCUAAAAGAGCAAUCUCAAAAGAAGAUCAAGAGAAAGUUGGUAAGAUUUUCAUUGGUGGUAUUGAUCCAAUGGUUACAGAACAAGAAUUUGAUGAAUUUUUCUCUCAAUUUGGUAAAAUUAUUGAUUGUCAGUUGAUGAUUGAUAAAGAUACCGGUAGAUCAAGAGGGUUUGGUUUUAUUACUUAUGAUUCUCCAGCUGCAGUUGAUAGAGUUUGUGUUAAUAAAUACUUGACUUUAAAAGGUAAAGCAAUGGAAGUUAAACGUGCAGCUCCAAGAGGCCAGCAUAACCAACAAGUUGCCGCCCAACAAGCGGCCGCUCAUCAAGCACAAGCACAAGCUGCUGCAGCCGCUGCGGGACAAGGUGUACCAAUGUAUCCAUAUGGUGCUCCUGGUGCUGGUGUUCCUGGAGCAGCUGCCGGUGCUGUCCCACCAACAGCUGGAUACCCAAUGAUGAAUCCAGCUACUAUGAAUCAAGAUUAUAUGAGAUAUUAUCAAUGGUAUAUGUAUCAACAAGCAGCACAAGCUGCUCAAGGUGGUGCAGCUGCUGGGGGAAGUACUUCACCAGAUGGUGGUGCUGGAAAUAUGCCAGUUCCGUUAAACCCCCAACAACAAGCUGCUGAUGAUGAUCAAGAAAAACCACCAGAAAGACCAAAUAUUCCAACUGGUCCAAAGAGAGCUCCACCACUGGGACCAUCUUAUAGAGGUAGAGGUAGAGGUGGAUACAGAAGAGGAAGAGGUGGUUACCAUCCUUAUAGUAGAGGAGGUGGUCGCAGAUAUUGA
Messenger RNA from Candida tropicalis MYA-3404, 1419 nucleotides. RefSeq lists its product as uncharacterized. The record is from RefSeq and is a predicted model, not a curated record. Gene Ontology annotation, molecular function: RNA binding. The transcript has a single exon. Gene Ontology annotation, cellular component: nucleoplasm. Gene Ontology annotation, biological process: regulation of gene expression. Lineage: Eukaryota; Fungi; Ascomycota; Pichiomycetes; Serinales; Debaryomycetaceae. Bases 1 to 1419 code for a protein of 472 amino acids.